CGGAUGAAUAAGGAGAACAUCUUCACGCGGCUGCACCAGCAGCUCCCGCGCCGCCUCCAGCCAACGCUGCAGCCUCACCCGAGCCCGCGCCGGAAGCCCCGAUCGCGGUCCGCCGUCGUCCAUGACGCGCCGCCGCCAUCGCCCAUGAUGCACACGCCCCAUGCCACGCUUGAAGGUGAUCCGAACGAUCCGCACACGUUGCUGCGUGGCGUCUUCCUCUUCUACUGCCGCUUUGGGCGCACGGGCACGUCCGAGACGACCAUGGAUGGCACCAACUUUGCCAAGUUUUGCCGCGAGUGCCCCAGCCUCAUUGGUGCCCGCUUCGCCAACGUCGACAUCGACAUCACGUUCGCCAAAGUCAAGCCGAAAGGCGAGCGCCGCAUCUCGUACGCGCUCUUCCUCGAGGCCCUCGGCACGGUCGCGCUGAAGCGGUACCCCGACCUCUCGCUCGAGAGCGCGCUGCCACGUCUGCUCAAGGUCAACAUUGCAAUGCUGCCGUGCGUGGUCGACACGCAGACAGGCUCGCCGGUCAAGGCCGUGUGGCGCCGACGCCAGCUACCGCCCGAACACAGCGACUCGACGUCGGACGCAGGCGACCCCGAGGUAGAAAGGCAAGGCGACCCCGAGAUGGAGGCCAACAACGACCCAUACGAGCUCGCAACGCUGCCACCGCCGAUUCCGCAGCGCCGCCGCACCUUUAGCAGCGCACCCGAUUUAUGA
Molecule: messenger RNA, 720 nt
Organism: Saprolegnia parasitica CBS 223.65
Lineage: Eukaryota; Oomycota; Saprolegniomycetes; Saprolegniales; Saprolegniaceae
Exons: 7
Coding region: 4-720 (238 amino acids)
Biological process (GO): positive regulation of protein polymerization; microtubule polymerization; microtubule bundle formation
Cellular component (GO): microtubule
Molecular function (GO): tubulin binding
Source: RefSeq, a predicted model, not a curated record